AUGCAAGCAACAUGCUCCCCAUCCGGCGCCCUCAAGUCCAUGACCGUCAUCACUACCACCAUCACCACGCGAGACCAUGUAGACAGCAGUGUAACGGCUGCAUCUGCAUCCAAGACCGGCACAAGCCAGUGCGACAAAGAUCUGCAUCAUCAUCCACAGACGAUUGAUUAUCUGCCUAUGAGAUUAUCAUGUUUCUCAGCCUGGAGUGCCGCGUAUCCACGUGUGCAACCCCACCUCAAGUAUGGCGCAGGGCGUAUCGUUGGACUUGCAUGCGAGACAUCGCUCGCCCAACUCCCCUUGGCUGUGGCCCGCACUACUGCCAAUUCCGCCAUGCUGGACCCGUCAAGCCUCAAUCAGGCCGAAGGCCUGUCCACCGGCCGACCGUCAUUGUCACUUUCGGCAUUGCCCGGGCUCCCAGGUUAUCUCCAACCAGUCCCGGGCCUCUUCACAAUACUUUGGCCAUUGCUGAUAGCUGAUGAGUGCCCAAGCAGACUGCUACAGUAA
Pyrenophora tritici-repentis Pt-1C-BFP is the source of this 504-nucleotide messenger RNA. NCBI's taxonomy places the organism in Eukaryota, Fungi, Ascomycota, Dothideomycetes, Pleosporales, Pleosporaceae. The record is from RefSeq and is a predicted model, not a curated record.